Messenger RNA from Xyrichtys novacula (pearly razorfish), 42675 nucleotides. The record is from the annotation of a GenBank genome assembly. Lineage: Eukaryota; Metazoa; Chordata; Actinopteri; Labriformes; Labridae.
UCAGACUGCGUGUGCUCCUUCACUGCUGCUCUCCAUCCAUCCUUUCCCCUCUGUCUUCUACUCUCUCUUUUUCUCUCCAUCUCUCCUCUGAUCUACUCCCUCUCUUGUUCUUGACACUCACCUAACAUUUUCUCUCUUUAUCUCUACAUCAGUGUCUCUCUCCUCUCACCACUAUACUCUUCCUCUCUCCACACAUCAUCCUAAGCCCAGGUGUACAGCACCUGUGCAGACUGGAGUUUGUCGGGCCGAGGCAGAAGGUGUUUCUCUUUCUUUUUUUUGAGUGAGGGGAGGGGAGACAACACCCAGGAACGCCUGACCAACAUUUCAUCCAGAUAUGUGGAGACACAGGAACUGAUCCUCUCUUCUAGCUUCUCCUGAGCUGUUUGUUUUUCUGUUUUUUAACUGGAACAACUGGAAUGCAUAACGUGGACUGAUGGAUGUUUCCGAACUGUGCAUCCCUGACCCUCUCUGCUACCACAACCAGUAGGUGCAUCUUUUCCCUUCUCUUUUGUUUCAGUUUUAGUCAACAAAAAUCCAUUUCAAUAUUUUUUUAAGUUGAGAAAAAAUCUUUAAUAUCUAAACAAUUAAGGACCAAAAUCCCACACUGAAAGUGAACUUUCUAGUUCCGAGUCUGCGGUAUAAGCUCAACUCCAGUUCUCUCUGUAUGGGACAGCAGAGUCAUUUGUGUCAGUGAGGCUGCAGUAGUGCAGCCUGCAGGGUGUCCAGGUCGGACCGCUGCCCUACAGCUGUCUCGCUCUGCAUUAGGAUCCAGGGUUUAACCUCAGCCGCAGGGAAAAGCCAGAGGCAGAUUAAUGCGGGCGAUAUUGGACUAUCCUUUGGCAGCUGCUGAUGUCCGGCUGUGUCCCACUGAGAGAAAACUGUGACUGUACUGUAGCCCAGUCUGAGUGAAAGUGUGUAUGUAUCUGUGUGUGUAUGAGUGUGUUCUUGAAAGACAGGUGACAGGUGUUUGUUUGCUUUGUGAUUUUGCACUUUCCUAAUUUGGUUGUUUAUGAUUAAAUUAUUCCUAAAUUAUAUUAAUUAACUACACAAACUAAGGGAUUUAAAAAGUGUCAGUAUACAAAAAAGACAAUGCUCCACUUUGCACGUCAUUUAGUAUUCAGUUUAUAAGUAAAAUUUGAUUUACAUUAAGUCAGGAAACAAACCGGCAGAAUAAAGCAGAUCUGAACUUCUGCUCUGGCUGUUUCUGUUUAGUUACUUCACUUUGCUCAUUGCAUGACUGGUAAGACCCUCUCAUCUUGACAAAACAUGACUGGACAGAAAGACCCUUACUUGGAUCCUCAACAUGUUAAGCUGAAGAUGGGAUUGUAACGGUUUAACCUGCUCAGUGCUUUUGACAGGACUCUUAUUACCUCUACGAAGAAAAAAGGAAGUCCUUUGGUGAUUCAAGCAGCACUCUAAUCUAAUUCAGCCUGUGCAUAAAAGAAAGAAACUUAAACUCAAGAUGCAUGAAAAACUCCUAAAAUGGACACUUAAUCAGCUAGUACAUGUUUAGUAAGAAAUAUGUUAAAAUAGUUUAUCAGUUUAUCAGAAGGCAUCAGUAACAGUUACAAGUUUGAGAGAGAAUUUUUCUCUGCACUUCACAGGCACUCAAUACCAAUUUAAAAUUCACAUCUUUAUAUAUAAAUAUUUUUUUCUUAAGUUUUUAUUAGCAAAUUUUACUAGAGUAAUAUAGAGAAUACAUCAACAAUUAAAACUGUAACUAGUGGCAUGUUUAUCAUCAAGUUAGUAAAUGUAUUAUAGUGGGUUUAACGUUUUUCCUGGGAUCUUACAGAGGCUUGAUUUCUUCCCCACGUGUCAAAGUACAAAUCCUUCCCACAUUUUAUUUUUUAAAGCUUUGACGUUUUGUACAGAUUGCAGAAUGGUUGAUGAAAAAAAAAGCAUUUCCUUGAACCUGUUAAACUACAUCGUUUCGACUUUUACAAUUCACUUUAAACGUUACAAACAUUUGAGUUAAUUGGAGUUAAGUAGAAAAGGCAACAAUGCAGGACUUUUAACCCAAACCUAUCCAUGUCUUAUCAUGUACAGUGUCUGUAUGUGUGUGUGUGUGUGUGUGUGUGUGUGUGUGUGUGUGUGUGUGUGUGUGUGUGUGUGUGUGUGUGUGUGCGUGUGCGUGCAUGUUUUCACUGUGUUUUUGAGAAUGACUGCAUGCUCAGAUCUGUAUGUCCCCCUGCAUGUACAGAAACAUUUACGUGGUGAACUGGUUGCGUGCACGUUAACGUACCAUAUAAAAGUGUUUAUAUUAGACGUUCAAAGUCUGAAUCCAUAAAUGUUUCUGAGAUUGACUUCUCUGUGUAUCACAGAACUCUUUGGUCACAUUGGACAGAGCAUUUUCACUUGUUCUCCCACGUUAGAGUUGAACAAGAACUUACAAAGCUAAUAUCUUUGGACAUGUUUUACAUGAUUACGCUUUGAAAUCAGUGUUACAUUUUCAAAGGUUAGUGAAGCUUGCGUCAACGUCUUCACAGGCACCCCAAACCAAGAUAGCAAAUCCUUUUGAAUAACUGCACUUAAAAACAGUUUCAAAUCUGCACUAUUUGCCCUGAAAAGAGAAACUUCAAUAACUAGUCAAAUUGUCUGUCCGUCUAAAUUUGCCAUCAUCAUUACAUUGUCAUCCAGUCAAACAUAUGACAAAUGAACAUAUGAAGUCUUCUUAUGAUGGCCUCACUGAAAAUCUGUGUAUGUAGUGUCACAUAAAGCUGUUCUGUAUGUGACACUAAAGAGGUUUGUCUUCACAGAUGCUAUUAAUAACUCUUAAAGGACAUUUGGCCCAACGACUCCACCAGCUCGGGGUGAGAGGUCUCAGGACUGUUUGUCCCACUGUCACGCCAUCAGUCUGAGGAGGCAAAUAUACUUUUACAGCAAGGAUCACAGGUCUCAUUAAUGCUGGAAAUUUGAAAAAGUGUUCAUAGAUUGAUUAAUGGAGCUGCAUGGAACUGUUUCCUCCUCUAGUAUUAUUAUUUUUUUUUUUUCUUAAAGGAAGGAAAAAGUUUAACAUGCAAUAAAUAUUUUAGUGUUUAGAGAUGGGACAUGCAGUGAGAUGAAAAGUUCUUAAGUGCCAACAUUUUUUGGUUAACUUCAACUGAGGCAUACUCACAGCUAUCUUUUUUUCCUGUCCCUCGGGUUUCUAAAUCGGUUGCAGAAAAAGCGUUUUUGUUCAUAGCUCCCUCGGACUGGAACAAUCUUCCAGUAUAGAUACAGUAUCUAUCAGGUCUGUUACCUCCUAUCAUUCCUUUAAAAAUGCCCAUCCCUCUUACUUCAAAAUUAACUGUACGUGUUAUCAAGAGCAUGACCACUUCACCUGCUGAACUUUAACCAUGCCAUGUUCCGCCUGUAAAUAUUCGUCUCUUGAAUGUGAUUAUUACUGCCCAGAACGCUCACCACAAACUGAACCAUUCUAGCUCAGAUAUGCCACUAGAAGGAUCUGGUGAGUUUGUAUGCUUAUCAUAACCUGAUCGCUUGGUUCUGUCUUUUGCGUUUUUGGUUUUUUAUUUUCUUGAUUUGUAGGUAUUUACUUCUGUCUAGUUUUUUGACAUACUAGGUUACUUCUGUCGUGUACUGUUCUGUUUGCUUUUCGCUUUGUACAAUGGUUUGUAAACCUUUCUUUCAAGUGUGUAUUUAAAGGAUCCCCUUGAAAAUGAGAUGACACAUCUCAAGGGGUUAUUCCUAUUAAAGAUUAUUAUUAAAAAGGUUGCAGAUGUAAGUGUAGGAUCAGGACAGAAACUAGAUCAGAGUGUAUUAAUUUGUCCGUUACUUUUUAAAAUUAUUUUUCUGCUUUAUCAGUCAGAUCAUUUUGAAUUAUUCAGGACAAAAUAUUUCCUGUGGUUCUGUUUGUGUAGAUACUUCUUUUGUUGAAGACAAUCCUUUUAUAUUCAUAAAUACUAGAUUCCUUCCAACACACAGUUUUACUCCUUUGUUAAAUUUUCUAUCGCUGCAUCAUUUACACUUCAAGUUGAAAUCUUGUUUAUGUUUAUUUGACUGUAAUAACUCAGAUCCGUUUUUCUCCCGUCCCACCUGCUGUUCACACUGGUGCCCUUGCAAGCAUACACAGGCAUAUAUAACCACUGCUGUCAGAUGUAUGCACACACACAUAUUCACACACACGCAUAAACGGAGACAACCACAGACACACUUAACACACGUGCACGCACAUAUGUACAGAUGAGAGCAAAGAGUCACACACUGACCUGAGCUCUAAUUUUAGUGGAGUCACAUCAUGGAAACAAACACCUGACUGCGUCUGUUCAGAGAGACACAUCAGCGUAUCAUGCAGUGAAUCUGGAUUUGUUUGGGGAAUUACUCACAUGGUCAUAUUAUGUUUUAAAGAGUUAGUGAGUGUCGUUAUCAUUUACUCAAGAUUAAAAAGUCAAAAUAAGGAUUACAUUUUAUUUACACAAUGUUUUUAUUGUUUCAAGUGGUAUUUUAUUGAAUUUAGUAAAGGAAUGAGCUAAUAAAAACAUCAUGGAAGAUUUGCUGUGUGAGAAAAAAUAAUCAAGAUUUCAAUAUAGCCGAAUAUUUUAACCAUUAGCAGAAAUAUAUUUCCUGGAAAAGCCUCCUGACAUAGUCUAUCUUAUUUCAAACCAAAGUAUUUAACUAUUACAGCUACAAAGUUAAACAAAUAAUAUGACACAUUGAAAGGUCACGGUGACGCUAAUUCUAAGUUUUCAAGUCCGCUACACAAAAACUAAAAUUUAAUAUGCGAUUCUCGGCUUAUAAUUGAUCCUCAAAAUCUUUUUUUGUACCAGAAACAAUCCAUUUAUUUUGGCGUUUAAAUCCUACUGUCUUGAGUGUAAACAUAUGAGACUGGUGUUCUGCUGGCUGGUCAAUCACUCUUGAGUAAAAAAAAAUUUGGCUGUUUCAAGCGCACCUUUCUGCACUUCAGUAACAUAAUCGCGUUGCUUUUUUGUUCCAAAAUGGAUGGAAAUUUUAAAACAUGACACCAGGGUUGAGAUAUAAUUCAAAUUUAAGUAUGACAGGCUGCUGACAGAACCAGUGAAAACAACUGGGCCGCCAACAAUACCCAGACCAAUGACGGACAGAGGGAGCAGGUGGUAGGUCAGGGUUGUGUUGCGUUCCCAUUGUGCAGGAGAAAAAGCUUCUUUUCAACUUUUAUUUGAACACCAGUUUAGUUUAGUUUGUUAAGUUUUAUUGGAAAUAGAAAGAAAUAUUUCCCCCUCCUGCUCUUCUUUCGGUGCUCAUACUGCCGUGUUUAUUAUUGGCUGCUGCAUAAGCGGUCCGCUGUAUGAGUGGAGCUGUGUAAGCAUCAAGAAAGGAGAAAUAACUUCAUUACAUGUCAUGACCCUUUCUUGAUAUAGAUACAGCCUUUAGGCAGCCUGUCAAGGACUCUGAAUCCAUCAGCAUAAAGAUGGAUGCACCUCUGCAGCGGCAUAUCAAUCAAAACACAAAUGUUCAUUUCAUGAAAGCAAGCUGCAGAGACGACUUCUUGGAAAGAGUUUGUUUUAUUGAUCAAAUUAAAAUUAACACACACAGUGAAAGAGAGUGCGUGUAAUCAUGGAGUGUGUGUCGGCCGGCAUGUUUAGUUUAAUGGGCCUCAUCGUGGCUUCACGAGGUCUCACAUUGUGAACUUAAUUCCUCUUCAGCACAUUCAUUUGCAUUGUGUCAAUUGACCGGAGCGCUCACUGUAUCAGCCUGAGUCGCACUUGAAAUUCAUCCCAUGCCCUAACACCAUUAGGCAAAUGCAAAGUUGUGUCAUUUACACUUUUGGAGGAGAGGAAAAAGAGGAGAGAGAGAGAGAGAGAUGGAGAGAAAAGCCAAUUUGCAGCGGACAAGACUGGCUUGUGAUUAUCAGUGGAUGUUAUUACUGUGGAGGAGCAGACGUUUGAAGGUUAUGUUUCUGGGCAGUAAUUGAAAUGCAAAAUAACAUUAGGAUCGAUGGCCAUCUCUGUUUAUUUAUGAAAUCAAUAUCGUAACUGUCCCUCACGAGUCCCCCUCUGAUUCCCAAUGACGGCUUAAGUCUCCACUCGUUUAUUCUUUCGCCUUUUUCUUCUUCUGUCUCCUUUUUAAAAGGCAGUUAGGGGUGUGUUUGACUUUGCAGAGAGAGCAAUUUCCUGGAGGUGCAGGACGUGUAUGUAGAUGGGGGCCGAUACUCCAGGUAAAGAGACAUAAUCCAUGUGGGAAAUAUAUGCACUCGCUCCUGGUGGCAGUGACAUUGAAGAGGCCAUAUGCUGGAAGUUAGCUGUUCAUAAGUGUUUGUGUGAGUACGGCCCCUGGUGUGUGUGGUGUGUAAGGUUGUGUAAUUAAGAGUGACAGAGAAGCUGAACCAAAGUUUAUCUUCCAAUCAGUACAAAAAAUAUGACAACGCAGUCAGAACUUGAACUAAAAGUUCUUUAAUCAUGUUUUUUUGAAUUCCAUCAUCUAGACAAAAGACCCACUUGCAGCACUUCAGUUUCCUGAUUUUUAAAGAACAGAUUUUUUUUUUAAUUAAGUUCUUUGAAAUUCUCUAAAACUCCUUAGAUAAGAUUAGAUAAGAUAAUAUGAUAAGAUCAUAAGACCACAUAGAUAAGAUGUCAUUUUUGAUAGUUCCAAAAAAAGGUCCACUCUUCUAAACAGGUAAAUACCAUCAUGCUAAAGUUUAAUUAAAAACAGUAGUCAUAGAAUUUAAAAAGAUUUCUGUGAUGAGUUGUUACAAGCGGUAACGGGACUGUCACUGACCUCUUGAGUUUUUUCAUACAACAUAGGUUUUUUUAUCCAAAGUAAAACUUGGAAGUAGGUUCACACAUGAGGUUUAAAUAAUUGGGCAUUUGGUAUCUGCUGAUAUCGAUACCCAGCCAAUACAUUGGUACAUCCUUAGUAACACGGCCAACUUUAUUAUGAUCAGAGAAUUUAUUCUUAUCCUCAAAUACAGAACUUUAGUGACGGGUGUAAACCCUUGUGUUAGAAUAAUUGAUUCAAAGCGACUUAUUGGAUUAGACAAAUUUCUGCACAAAACAAGAGACGAUCCAACUUCACCUUUGAACAAUAUGUCAAAUUACUACUCUACUAGCGACAAAUUUCAGGUAAUUUUGGUGAUCAUUUACAGGAGUUUGCUGGGGGUUUUUUUAAGUGUUUGCUUCUUAUGCUUCUGUACAAAAAAAAUAAACUCUACAUCUCUGAGUUUUUUUUACCACCGGGUGGUUAAAACAGCAUGAAUUAUAAGUCUGCUUUGUCUCUUGGACACUUUAAAAUGGAGAUUUUUCAUGUUUUUGGUUAAUUUACAGAAAAAUAAACAGAUUUAUUAACACAAAAACAGAAUAGUCUAAGAGCUGAACUAAGCACAACAUAAUAAAAAACCCCAAUGAAAUACACUCCUGAUAUGUAAAAGUUCUCCACAAAGACGACACAAAAUCUUACAAUUAACUACAACAUGAAGGUUAAAAAUAAUCUGAGUUUGCUGAGCUGCUGAAAAUGACAGUGAACUAUCUACAGUAAGGAGGCGAAGACUAAACCAUUUCCUCCUAAUCGAGGCUGGUUACAGUGCAGACACAGGUCCUCACAAACUGCACUUACAAAGAAGUAGAAUUGUGUGUGUUCAAUAACCGAAUAAAGAAGUACCAAGGUUUAAAUACAUGGCUGUAUCGUGACAAAAAUCCACAUAUUAUCAUAACAAUGCAACAAACGCUCUAAUCUUUCUCUGGGAUACUCUCCAUUAUUUUCAGCAGUAUAUGAAUCACACAUUUAAAUGUAAGAACACACACUUUUUUUGCUGACCUUCAUUUGUGCCAACAGCGUGACACACACAUGUUGUUGUUACUACUUAACACUCGGCCGACACACGCCACCACAUUUUCCCGCUCGCAUAACCAUUCAUUUCCCAGACUCCCCGGCUGUGGACUCACGGUGUAAUCUAUGUGUCAGGCAGAGAGGGGCACUCCGUUUAAAGCUGAUAGAGUUUGCCCCAAACAAGGACAGCCUAUCAUAGAAAGAUUAAUGAACUAAUUUCAUGCAUGGCUCCUUGCCUCUGUCCUUCUGAGCUUCCAUGUUCGGCUGUGUGUUCAGCGCCGUGAUUUAUGCCGCACUCCCUACUACAGGCUUAACCCCAAGCUCAACAAUAACAUUUCCCCUCAGUGGGGAAAUACUUAGUAGAAUAUGGUGAACGGGAUUUUUAACCAUCUAUCUCCAAAAAGCUGGAGUUUAUCGUGGGGAACUAUUUUGAGUGUGCAUUUUAGAUUUAUUUCUGUUUUUGAUCUUUUUUUUAUACUGAUUGUGAAAUUUAUUGUGCAGAAUUUUUGGGGCUGCAGAUAUAAUUUAUGGUUUAGAGAAGAGGUGGACGGAUUCAGGAUUUAUGUAGGGAAGCAGGGGAUCUGUAACACUGCCAGUAUUAGGAGGCAUGCCAAAACACACACACACACACACACACACACACACACACACACACACACACACACACACACACACACACACACACACACACACACACACACACACACACAAACAUUUUAGAAUUUAAGCUGCUCUGGCGGGACCUCUUCACACCCAUCGCACUUUGGCCGGCAAACAAAAGUAUUUAAACCAAAAAUUAAAAAAAAAAAAUUCACUGAUCUGAGGAGCAUGUGAGGCUGUGUCUGGGUCAAAUGAAACAUAAUGGACAGCUCUGUAGUGCUCUCUUUUUUCACUGUGCUGAACAGAGUGAAACCUGUGUGUCUUCUGCUCGAAGGCGUCUAUUGUGAUCCCGUCUGGGCCUCUAAGAGCAGUUGAGCAGAGACGGCAGGUGACCUUCACAUCUGUCUGAUGAGUAGUGCUUGUCCGCUCCGUUUGUACCAUUUUUCUGCACGGCAGAGCAAACACUACCUUAUUAGAUAUGAGGUGCAAUACGCGUGUUUCAGUGUGUGUGUUGCCAAUAGAGGUGGGUUAAGGAGAGUCAGUCUGUAUGUGGAAAACUCAAUGUCUCUUAAUAAUAAGAAGAGGAGGGACUAAAUUAUAAAACUAUGAAGCUAUUUCCGUCUGCAUGAAUUGGCGUCUCGUGCCAUUAUUUCAUUUCGACAGAUUUGAAAGGAGCCAUUAGAAAUUUCCAUUAAAGCUAACAAAAAACAUCUCCCCUGCGUUACUGUGUGCUAAGUGUGGAAUGAACUACUUUUUACAUACGGCACAACGCACUACUCCACAGGGGAUUCCCCCCUAUCUGGCUGCAAUGAUGUAUUAACUGUUAACACGCUGCUCCCUCCAAUUCCCUCACACGGGAGAAAAUACACCUUCCAAUUGAGUGUGGGUGCGCUGAUUGCUAACAAGAUUUAACGUGAGCCCUGUGAAUCUUUUAUAAACCACAAUGUAUUAUAAGAUAAUGUUGUAUUGCUCCGUCUCGCACUGUGUUAACAGUCCUGGUUGAUUAAAAAUGCAUAAGGAAUGUCUGGGACCCGUAAGAGGAGGGUUUAUUUUUUCAUCUGGAGCAGGAAGGAAGCAGAGGAUCAAUAGAUCUGAUCUGCACCCAAGGGUGAAGGCCAUCUCUUCCUCCUGUUAGCAGUAAAAAGAGGGGUUUCAUGUUGUCAGGGCCUGAUGACUUCAUGGCUUUAUUUAAACACGUAUUCAAAGAGAGGUGGAAAGUGGCUCCUUACCACAACAGCUGAUUCAAAAACUACAGACAACAACCCCCAAACAAUAAGAAUAAGAAAUCUGGGCUUCCUCGCUCAUUUCACUUAGAGACUCGGAGGGCAGAAAUUGUGUGAUUUCAACAUCAACUCUGACUGACAGAGACAGCAGUGCUGACGUACUCAGGCCUCCUGUUUUGUGAAAGAGGGUUUUAUUAAGGCCACUGAAGAUACAAAAACAUACACAGGGCUGAAGAGUCACUCUUCAAGAAUAGCACUGAAUGUGUUGGUCAGUCACCAGGUCAAGUUUUAAAGUGCAUGAGGACUUUUGACUACUGAAAGGGAGUGAAACCUGGGUUUACAAAGGACCUUGUACCCUAUUUUUAAGAGACAAAAAAAAACAGUCACAAGCAAAUCCUUGUGCAAAAACACACAUCAAGAAUUGUUAAGCUUAUUUUUGAGUAAAUUAUUAAAGUUGCAAAACAGUUUUAAAAAACAGCACCUUGGAUGGGUGAAAAUACUCCUAUAACCCUGUUGCUACUGCUACUGCAACUGCUGCAGGACAGUCACCCUCAAACUCUCUUCAAAGUAGCCAUUGUGAACAUACCCAAACUUGGUAGCAAGAGAAAUUAUUUCUUGGUAGUUGAAAUAACGUCAAAAAUCUGUUCAACAUUUUUGCUUUAAGGCUUUAUCAGUGAAAUGAGCAAAAUCCACAACUUGCGUUCCGAUCCCUUAAAGCUGAUCCCAAACUUCACCACAUUGAAGAGAGCAACGCAACCAUGGUUAUUUUAAAACAAAUUUGUACUUGUUUUAUUUUCUGCAGCUAUGUCAUAAACAAAUGUAUUUGUUGUCAUUGACGAUACACAACUCACCUUUUUCUUUUUUCCCUUUCAGCUUUAUUUUUAUUUUUUGAGACAGCUGUUGCAAAUAUGCCUGCUCCACAAAUACACUGAAUGUUCCCAAUACACUUAUUGAUAUUUUCCCCAACAAAUAAACCAUAAUGAAUGAAUUAAUGAAAAAUAAAUAACCUAGUAUUGAAUUUUAUGUUGAAAAUGGAAAAAGAGCCAAGUCAUCUAAUUAACAAGGUGAUUUAAAGUGACACUGGGAUGCAUUUGAGGUCAGGUCUAACAGGUGAUAAAGGUUAAUAUCAUAAUUUUAUUAUUGUUUGUAAGUUUUAUGUUUCAUUGAAGGUCUGUUUCAUAUUAGUUGUGAUUAUAAAAGCAAAGAUGUUUUUCAUCGUGCACAGAAACACACGUUAAAGCAUUAAAGCUGGCUGAAAAAGUCUAAUAUCUCUUUGUCGACCAAAGAGACAGCAAACUCAAUAUAGACUCAGAUCAUCAAGGAAGCUUGAUAAUGGUAUCCGUAUUGAUGAAAAUAAAUAAAUAAAUAAAAAAAACUCAUUCCUACUAAUAAAAUAAUUUUGUGUUUAAAUCACCUGAAAUGUUACAGGACAAAUUCGACGCAUAUUUUGGUUUCAGUGAAGAUAAGAACAACUAAGAAAUAGUUGUGUUUCUGUGAUGCGAUUUACAUUUAACUAUCAUCUCUUCAAUUUUAGUUCCACAUCAAACUUGCAAAUGAAAUGGCAUUUGAAACAGUCACAAAUUUAGCCUUUACAGUUAGUAAAUGCAGACACUUGCUGUUAUCAAAAAACAACCUAAUAGCUUCAUUGGGGGGUGGGGGGUGUAGGAUGCUUUCGUGAAGGCAACAAAAGUAGUAUAGCUAAAAGUCAUUUAAAAGUGGUAAAGACUGGAAAAGUAACACUUUUCCACAUUUUUAAAUAAAAUUUUGGACUGUGGAACUUAAUCUUGGGUCAGCACCUCUUUCUCUUCCUCUCUCAGACCUCUCCCUUCAGUCCAGUGUAACCCGGCACCACCCCUUGGCAAUCUAACUGGGACUAUUGAUCGGGUCAUGUAUUGCCCAUGAUGCUCCAUAUGCUGAGUGUAACACCUCUCUGUGUCCAUUAACAGCCUACUGAAGUUUCAUUCAUUCAUUUAGUCCUGGCAGACGACCAACUGUGGGCAUUGUUUGCGAGAUGUAUGGAGCAUCUGUUGACAAGCUCGUUAGUUACCAUUUUGCUGCAGAGAAAUAAGCCACAGUAGUAGAUCGCCUAGCAUUCCUAUACAUAAAUGGCCAUGUCAGUAACAUAAUAUAUCAAACUCGGAUAGACUGAAGCAUCACAGCUGAUGAAUUUCUCUGAUACUUAGGCGAUGAUCAGGCCAUGAUGGAAGAAGGCGAGCAUCAGAACAUCUUGUUAGACUUCACAUGACAGAUCAGCUAGGAUAAUUUCCUUGACACUGAAGUUUCUGCUGUAGAGUUACUUGUUACGAUGUUCCUUAAGGCUGUUCAGACAACCUGCGCUUGUUUGCAUGCGGAGUAAACAUCUAAUGUCUCAUUUAUGUUGUUUGGACUUCAUGAAAAGAUUAAACAAUCCAUAAUCAAUCUGAAGAAAUCUUUUUUGUCUGAUAUUUUUAAAAAUAAUACUUUAAAUGUUAAAUUAUUUUGUUGAAAAAAAUGUCUUCAUGUUCAUUGAAAAAAAAAUUAUGAUUUUUGUUUUUAUAAAGUUUCAUUGUGGGUGUUGCAUUGUGGGACAUUCAUGUAAAAAGUUUUCCAAAAAUCCUGUUUUGCUUGGUUGUUUUUGUUUUUUUUUUGUUAUGGAUUCUUAUGUGCGUACUCUGUUUGUGUUGAGGCACGUCUUCAUUUUAACACAGCAUUUAUCCAGUAUUCAAACUGUAAAAAUAUGAAACUGAAUUAUCUCUUACAUUUCUUUGUCAGUGUGCAAAUCUUUCUUUCUUACUCUAACCUUACAUUGGUGAACCAGUGAUUGGCAAACACCUCUGUCGUUUGUUUUGUUGUUCUUCAGGCACUGUCUGUUAAUAUGUUGCUCACACAAGAUGUCCGUUUGAUUCAUUUUUUCACAAACUUUUAAAAAACCUGAAUACAGCUCUGUGUGUCUUAUUCCAGGUUGCUGAACAGGAUGCCCACUGAGGACAGACACCUCUCUUCAAGCUGCGGUUCUUACGUCAAAACUGAACCAUCCAGUCCAUCCUCCUCCCUCAUAGACACUGGGAGCCACCACAGUCCCAGCGGCAACUCCGACGCCAGCGGAGGCUAUGUGAACGGCAGCAGACACCCCCACACCCUUGACUCCCCGCCAAUGUUCAACCCAGGCAUGCUGGGAGGCAGCGCCGCCUGUCUGCGCCGCUAUGAGGACUGCUCUGGUGGUAUGGCAGACGACUCGCCAGUCAAGUGCGAGUACAUGCUCAACGCCAUUCCCAAGAGACUUUGCCUGGUGUGUGGCGACAUCGCCUCUGGUUAUCAUUACGGGGUGGCCUCAUGUGAGGCCUGCAAAGCCUUCUUCAAAAGGACAAUACAAGGUAUUUUCUGCUUUUUUACAACUUUUACUUAUUCACUCCAAUGCCUGAGAAUGACAAUGGUAACAGUGCUUGUAAUUUCUCCAGGUAUUAAAAUUGUCAAAAUAGAAAACGUUAUUCCAGAAAUCAUGAUGAAAAAGUACCUUUUGUAUAAUGACUCUGGAUACAUUUCACUCACUUUAUCAUGACAGCGUUGAUUACAUGAGCAGCAUAUUUACCUUGUCAGAAACGGAUUCAUCCGUCCCGUCGAACCCCCUGCUUUAAAGGAGUAGUACGUGGUGGUGAUUGAGAGUCGACAGCAGACUUUGGUUUGGGCUUUUAAAAGGGAUGCCUUCUGCUUCCGUCAGAGGUGUUCUGGUUGGGUUGGACCAGUAGGAGGCCUACAGAGGGACCUUAGGCUUGCUGCAGGGAAUGUUUAUCCCAUCUAGUCUGGGACCAUCAUUAGAUAUCACAGGAGAAGCUAGAAAAAGUUGCUGGGGGGAAAGAUGUCCUGGCUAACUAGUUAAGACCCCCACGACUUUAUCCUUGAUAUGCAAGUGGUGGUCAUAUGGUGUGGCUGUCUUGGUCUGUGUUCUCUGUAUAUACAUUUUUGCUAGUUUUCAACAUUGUUUAUUUCAUUUGUUUUAUUUGUUGGUUCUAUUGUGGGGACAAUAAAGUGUAUUGCAUCGUCAUCUUAAUGAGUCAUAUUGUAUCGUAUAGUAUUGUACUAUACUGUAUUGUAUCAUAUUGUAUAAUGUCAUAAUAUCGUAUCGUACUGUACUGCACCGUAUUGUAUGAGUGCAAGAUAAUGGAUGGGUGGAAUUUUAUAUCCAAAGCCGAAAACAUACAGGAUCCAUAAUGAGUGCGUUCUAUCAGCGACACGUCUCUGCUCCAUCGAGCAGCACUGUUUAUCGCCCACAGGAUGCAUAUUUGGAGCGUAGCAGCAGCGAGGUGCAGCCUCGGUCAGUUGGACUCAGUAUAGAGGAAACAACAUGCUCACAACAGGUUGCUUUGCCUUUCUGUGGUCUAUUUCCUGCUAAUUUGGAUAUAAUUCAGUAACCAUUAAGCCUCUACUAUAUGUGAAAAAGCAAUGUGAUUUUACAGUUUUGAUUUUUGCAGGUUUACUGGUGUUUAAACGAGUAAACUAUGUUCCCCUAUGCCUUUAGACAGAGUUAGCAAUUAAAAGUCCUGUUGGGGUCCACAUGGAUCAGGGAUUGACCAUCAUAUUCUUCCAUGUUACUGAUAAAUCCAUAAACAGGAAGUAUUUCUCAUCUACAUGAACUGAUACACAGUCGGGAGUUCGCAUAUGGUGUUUUAUUUUGAAUUUUACUGGAUGACAUGCACGGUGUUUGUGCUUGACAUCCUGUCUAGAAUGAUCUUCUCUGUGUAGAUUGACGCAUGUUGGAAGCGUAGAGCAGGAAAAAUAGACUCAGCGCAUAUCUUAAGCAGAACCGCGUUCAACGCACUGCAUUGAUUGCUGCAUUGAUUAGAAUGGCAACCUACUUGCUGCGUGAUACACAAUGCUGACAGAAAGCACUGAAUACAGAAUUGAGUAUUUCUGUUACGUCCGUUAGCUUGAAAAGUUUUGCCAAUACAAAAAGAAAAUGGCGACACCUCUUCCCUGAUGUGUCUUUGCCAAAUUUAUGUAUACAAUAACAGUUAAGAGGAAAACUAAUGACAUUCAUCAUGUAUCUAAAUAACUUUGAUGCUCACCAGACAUUUAUAAAAGGCUGUCAAGCUGACAGAAUAUAUGUUUAAUUUCCUCAAAAUUAAGGACAGAUUUUCAAGGCUCAUGCUUUGGUAUGCUCAACCCAUAGUGUUUGUCUUCAUCCCAAGUCAGUUGUGGGGCUUCUUUUCACAGGUCCGAAUAUCAACACAAUAAUAUUUCAGAGUAAAAAUCAUCUUCAGAAAUGUUUGAAAGAAUCACAGAUAUUGUGCGGAUUGUUUAAGAGGAAAAAGAAAAGAAAAAAGCUGUUUUAAGCUUAUAAUGACAUUUUAGCCUUAUAUUUGAUUCUUGUAUCUGAUCAAUAACUAGUAGUUUUAAGGCUAGGUCUGUCUCACAACAGUGACAGAGUGUAAAUGUUGGACACGUGACUUUGUGUUGUCUUCUCGCUCUUCUUUGUGGAGGACAGGCCCGCAAUGGACCUAAUCUGUCCGUCACUCGUUCUGAGCCGCUGGUGCUUCAGUCAAUAACAAUCAGUGUAGGGUGACUGUAAUUAAGAAGCAGCAUUUCAUUGGGAGAAAGUCAAGAGAGGAGGAGGAGGAGGAGGAGAAGGGUGGGAGGUGUGGAUCUGUUCUUUGCCCCCAGGCCCCUCCAGCCCACACCCAAGAGGGGCAGAGAAGGGGGGGACCAAUUAGAGGCUUAGGCACAUGUUUCCAGGGGGAAUAACAGAGGGAAGAGAGAGGGAUGAAGAGGAGUCCUCCAAAUGAAAGGCAGAGGGACAGUGGGGUAGGGGAUGUGGUCAUUUACUGAAAGGAGAAUUCAGUUUAAUGGAAUGGUAAUCAGGGAGGGAGGUCCCGGCCUCGCUAAAGAAGGAGGGCAAGGAGAGGUCCGUCCUGAGUGGAGACGAGUGCGUGGAUAAUAGCAUGGCAUAACAAUAUAUCAAAAUUUAGAGGGAAAAUAAGAGAGGUUAAGGAAGGAUAUUAGAGUGGCUGACAUGUCCUUUGAGGAAUAAAGGUGGACACAAGACCUGAUUAACUAAGAGGCUACACCGACAGUGAGCUUUUAGAGGCGGGCAAUUCAAGACUAUUGUGGACCCCAAUGCAACACACAGAGACGGACAAACACACACACACACUGGCACAGGUUGUUUUUGGUCUUUUUAGGUAUUGAAUGUUUUCUCUGACAGUCUUUCAAAAUCGAAAAAAAAAAAGAUCAAGAAACAAAAGGUGGGAAAAGCUGAUAAGCCAACUGUGACAAUAGUUGUCUGACCAAAAUGAUCCUUUUUAUUUACCAAUGUAUGAUCAUUGUACUAACACUAAAUGGUGGAAACUUUUUAUUUCUUAAAAUCUGACACUUUUAUGAUAUAUAUUAAUACAUUCUCUAUGUAAAUGGGACAAGACAGUUGAAUUUGUUUGAAAAAGAAAAACUAUACAGUAAUGCGUAAGCUGAUGCACAGCGUGUGUCUUCACAGCUACACUGUGCUGCCUCAGUUUAUAAGACUCUACCCACCAUGAAACCUGCUGCAGCCUCUGCCAACAUGCUGCCAAGAGGCCUCUGCCCCUCACUGUGCAUGUGACCCCGCGGCUCUGUCCAUGCCAGGGAUCCUGACAAAUGUUGGCACCUUCUCCUUGACCAACAGGGGAUUGUUUGUGUGUAUUAAGGGGGUUGCUGGUUUGCUGUUUCAAGUUACAUUAAUAUAUAUCCAUGGACUUUGAUGUAACAUUCACACAAAUGGUUCAGAUACUCAAGUUAAAGAGCUAAAUACAAUGAAGUAAACCUUGAGGGGGAAAGGCAGCAGUUACCGCAGUGAUUAAAUUGCGCAGACAUAUUUCUGUCGUGAGCCAACAAUCUUCGAGACGUACUUGAAUUAUACAUCAAGCUUUGUUACAUGAUAGGUGUACCUACGAUUUUGGAGUCUAGACUAACAGCAGCUCUCAGUCUUUCAUAGAGAACAUUAUGCAGAGCACUUGGUUGUGCAUCCAUCUCUGAGCCUUCAUGCUGUUGAGGCAGGGCAGCUUUCCCAUCAUCCUCCAGGUGAAGAAGGAUGGGCUGCACAGGGUCGUGGUGAGCGCUGCACAGAGGACGCUCUGCAUUAAUGAAGCUAAUUUAUCUGUGAAUCAGAGAGGGGGGAGGGGCUCCAGGGCGGGGAGAUGCUUUUUACAUGUCCCAUCAAAAUUCUGCUAAACCCUCCUCUCCUUCAGGGGUGUCACACGAGGUCACCUUGGGACAAGUGUGUGUGUUACUGUCUCUCUCUACCUCCCCACCUCCUCCUUCAUACCAUCCCUCCCAGUACAAGGACGAUAUGCAGCCUUUUUGUGUUUAUAUAUCUGAGGCCAACAUGUUUUUUUUUUAUCUUGUGCAGGAAAUAUCGAGUACAGCUGUCCAGCUACCAACGAAUGUGAGAUCACCAAAAGGAGACGCAAGUCAUGUCAAGCGUGCCGCUUCAUGAAAUGUCUCAAAGUUGGCAUGUUAAAAGAAGGUGAGUUGAUCUUCUUUGUCUCAUUUACUGUUUCAACUUAGUUUCAAGUAACAUUAUGGAGAGAUGCCUUCCACCUCUAUAUUAAAGUCCCCUGCUUAAUCCAUUGUCCUGUCCUCUCAAAUCAAAGGCAUAACACCCAGAAAAUAGAACUAGAGAAUAUGCUCUGCAAUUGUUUUAACAGCAACUUCAAUCAAACAUUUACCAAAAUAUGGCAAAAUAAAAAAUAAAAAAAACACAGAUCCCCUUACAGUUUUUGAAAAUUAACGUUGUUGCUGUAUGCUGUUUGUCAAUAUGUCAUUCCCAAACACACAUAUUGAAGUGAAUUGGCAACAGUUUCCAAGACGACUAUAAGUCAACUUUUGAAAUAUUUUUGACACUUUGCACAUGAGUAAGGAUCUGAACAUUGUGUAAGUAAAAUGUCAACUGACCAGAGCUUAUUUACAAUCAAUACGAUAAUGAUAAAAUCAUUUAUUUGAUCAUUUGAAAUUAAAAAUGGCAAUAAAACAAAGCUAUUGCUGUGAGAUAAAAAUAAAUGUUAGUAAAUUUUCAGGUUUUGAGUUAUAAUUCAUAAUCAUAAAGAUAAGAAAAAAUAAGCAGUUAUAGCAAAUUUAGUUUAGCAUGGUCAAUAAUUUCACUGAGCAUUAAUUCGUUCAACAUUUAAAGUUAUAAAUAGAUUUUAAAACUCAAGCUUCAACAGUUGACUGUAGGAGUUUAAUACUGUUAAAGACUUACAGGACCUACAGUCCAGAAGAACUGGAUCAGUGAUCAGUUAUAAAACCCAGCUGUGGCCUUUGGGAGAUGCUGUUUACAUCACCCACCAGUAGUGCUAACCUUCCCUCACACCGCCAAGCCUCUCACCACGUGGAAAAAGCUGCUGAAUUGUAUGUUCCUACUGAGACUGACUGAGAAGUGUAACAGUACUCCUGGAAAGCACAGGCUGUUCCCCUGAGACCUCCAUCUCUCCGGGGCUCUGGGUGCCUCUCUUUCUCUCUCUCUCUUUCACUCUCCCUCUGUUUCUCUAUCUCCUCUCUUUGUCUGUGUGCCUUCCUCUGUCUUUCUCUCCAUAUUGAUCCACUAAAUGCUUUCCGAACAUCCCACCUCACUUCCUGCCUGUGUUGUUUCUCCUCUGCUGAGAUUCCUCUGGGAGCACAGAGGGAAAAUCUAACCCGUGCUUUUUUCUCUUUCUUUUUUUAAAGGGAUGUUGUUUUGUUUUGUUUUGUUUUGUUUGUUUGUUUUUUUGCACCUGUGUUUACCUUAAAGAAUAUUUCCACGUUACUGCAAACAGUCAAGCAUAGAGUUUUUCCUUAAGUGAGACCUUAAAUACCUUUUGCUUAUCUUAUACAUUUUUAAAGACCUUUUAGGGUGUUUCUGUCUUUGACCCCUGACACAUUUAAUACAUUAUGAAAGUGAUGAUGGUUUUUAGUUACCCAGCUUAUUAUUUAUUUACCCAAGUAGGAUGUUGAUAGAAAUGUGGGGUGUGUUAAAACAUACUUAAAACCAUUAGUUCUUGCAAAAUACUUAACAUUAAUCAAAGAUGGUUGGUACAUUCACACAGUAAGUGUGUCCACAUUUACUCAGGUGGUUGCACUGUGCGAUCGACACUGCAACAUGAAUUUUUGAAUUUUAAACUCUUAUUUAAUGCCCCGAAAGCAGUUUGUUUAAAUAAAUGUAUUAUUGUGGCACAGUAAUUAAGCAGUAAAGAGCAAUACCAUUAUGUUUUUGUUUUAGUUUUACUUGGAUUGGGUGGGAGGUGCAAAGGGAGAUUUAUAAAGCAAAGUUACUGCAUGAUGCAUGAUGUAAACUUACAAUGCUAAAACCCUGUGUCUUACUCACUUGUAUCAUUUAAAAGAUAAUUAAUUUUGAGAGACAAAUAGUUUCUUUUACAAGAUUUAGAAAGAGAUGUUAAAUAUGUCUUAAGUUAUCAGACUUAAUUUUUUUUUUUAAGUGGCAUAUUUAUAUAUUCAGUAAUGAAGACUGUAAACGGCAGACUUUUCAAGAACUCAUCCCAUACACUGAUGCUGACUGAGGUGGAGGGGGUCGCAACAAUCCUUGCUGAAACAGCUAACAGAUCAAGCAGAGAGGAAAAAAGGGUCUAAAGUUUGGCAGCAUGGAAGGAGAUGAUUGGUGGAUAUGGAUGAGGCAUAAUCUGAUUGAAGUAAAACUUAAGUGAGUAAAUGCCCAUGUCAGGUCAUCCGAGGAGCAGGAGAAGACAAAAAAGAAGAGAUAUACAGAGUGAUUUUGGUAAAUGAUAAUUAAACUACUUGAUAUAUGAUUGAGCUAACUUUGCCUCAUUUAAUGAGAUGCCCAUCUUAAACAAAUAUUUUUUUAAAAACGUUGAGAUAUGAUGGGAUAAGACGGGAUAAGAUGCUAUAACUCCACCUGUACCUCAAGAUCUCACUCAACUUUUAUCACUUUUAAACUUUUUUUAAACUAUGGUGCUAAUUUGCCAAAUAUUGGCUGAAAUGGGCUUCAUUUGUUGGUCACAAGUAACACACUGAUGCCUGACCAGUAAUGUGCCUCUACCUUCAAAAGUUUGAAAGAAACUUGUUGACAGAUGCAUGAAACAUGACUUAAUGCUGCACAAUGAAUAUUACAUUGACUAUUACUAUAAAAUUGACAGUGAAGUUAAUAUUUAAGACUGUAGCUGUCAGAAAUUGGCAUGAUAAGGUGCCAUGUUUUCAAAAUGUUUUUAAAUGGCAUUUGCUGGCUUCAACAUCUCUCUACCAGUAUUGAAGCAGCUUAGAAAAUGAGACUCCAGUUAGUAAAGGCUGUGAGCCGGCAGGUUAAUUUCUGGAGUUCAGCCUACAUACAACUAUGACAUUGCACUUAUUACAUAAUCAAUAGCUCUAAUAUAAAGAAGAGUACUGAAAGAUUUCUGUUUAUAGGCUCCACUUAGAGACACAUCAGCCAUAAAUAAAUUUCCAUAAAUAAAACUCUGGUCAUACAGUUUUGUUGUGAUCCAUGAGCAUCAAACACAUCUCAUAAUAGAAAGCAACAGCAGUAAACAGCAAUCUGCGCCGCUAACACCAGAUUGUAUGUCAGGCUCCUGGUUCACUUCCACUAAUACAGCCUCUUCAUACACUGGCAUCGCUCUGUUUGCUCAUCUCAGAAGGAAGGGUCAUACAUUGUAUUGCGAUUACAGCACUAUUUAUACACGCAGUUACUCUUGAUGUCUUCAUCCUGGCACAAACAUCUAACACAGAGCCUUUGAAUCUCAGCCAGCGAAAACUACAAGCCUCAGAAAUAAAGCUGAAACUAUUAUCGCAUGCUUAAAAGAAAAACAGCGGGGUAUUGUCUGCGAGGGUUUGAGUUAAGCUGUACAUGUGGACAGUCAUGUGUGUGUGUGUGUGUGUGUGUGUGUGUGUGUGUGUGUGUGUGUGUGUGUGUGUGUGUUGUGUUAGGGGGAAUUUGACUGUAAACUCUACCGCCUGCCGUUCCUGAGAUGCGGCAUCACAGCCGCCAGGAUACGUGGCACAGUGGGGGAUUCUCUGAAAGUAAUGGCAUUCAUUUAAAGGGGAAAAGGACAUUCAGUCGUGGCACAGAGCCCAUGUGAUCUUGGAAUCAGUGGGGGACAGUGACUAACCUACUUCAUGUAAUGAGAUCAGCGUAUAACAAGUGGCCAAGGGCUGGCCAUGGAAAAGGAAUAAUCAGUGAGGGUAAUAUUUAAGCAGGUGUCACGUUUGGAGCAAUUUUAUCAAGAGAUCAGCAUUACACUGCAUUUUUGUGCACACUUGAUGCCCUCUUUGAUUGUUUAAAACCUUGUGUUGUACAUCUGUUAUGUCAAAGUUUCCAUACUAUAGUUAGGUCCACAUUUUUUAUUCCACUAUUCUUUCUUUCUUUUCUUUUUUUUUGGAAUGGGGAUCUGGAUCAUUGCCAAAAAUGUUUACACAUACAAGGGCAUAUGUCUUAGUGUUUUUAGUUGUCAUUUUUAUUAUAUAAAUAAAAUUAAUAAAUUUAACCAACACAAACUGUGUUCAUCUACCGUCAGAUUUCUGACUUGUUGCAGUACAGCAGAAUCAUAAGAUCCUGAGAGGUCACAUGUGGUCAUUCUAAAAGUGUUUAAUAUUUCCACCAGGACCCUCUAAGCUCUGCUCUAAGCAUGCCGCCCUGAAUUAUAAAAUGCCAGCUGUCACAGUUAUAGAGCAGCUCCACUGGUGGGCAGAGAAACCCCUCCUCCCUGAAACACCUGCCGUUAAUCAGCUGACUCCAGCUCUCAGGGCUGGUAUGUUUGGUCCAGGUGUGUUAGGAAUCCUGUAGGUCCAAAUAACACAACUUUAUUUUCUCAGUACACUCAAUCAAAAAGGAAGCAAAUGUUUCAUUAAUUUCACAAAAAAAAUUCAGCUAUAUGUGAAUAAUGUAAAGGUUUAAUAGUUUCAGGCCUAUUUUGUGGUUAGUUUUCAUCACGUAAGUUUGGAUCUGAGUGGCCAUAUUUUAAAGGGAUAAUCCGGCGUAAAUUUAAGUUAUGGUCCAACACACCAUAACAAAGAGUUAGACACCCCCUCGAGAGAUGGAUGUUGCCAACUGCUUGCUUCUCUAGUUAUACCAACUUAGGUAACGACCACAGGAUAGCAAUACACAGCGGUCUACGUCUCCAUGUACAAACCUCAACCAAAAAGUCACGCUAUAGCCACAAAUAAUGCUCAGAACAGCACCUAACUUCAUCAACAGUACAUACAGGGUCUCAGCCAUAGCACUAGCCAUCAAAGAUCUUUUUAGCUUUGCCUGAUUUCUUUAGCAAAGAGACUAAACUCAACUCACCCACUGUCCUCCAACAGCCACUUGUUUGUGGGGGCCCUUGACGAGUCAAUCACCGAGUGCUUUAAAAGGACAGUAUAAGACCAUCAUGGACUUUUCUGUCUGAAGCAAAAGGCAUCUGUUGUGUUUUAUUUCAGUCAAAAACAGCUUACAUGGGGUACGCUAGCUUGCAAGGAAAAUUGAUUUGAAACAGAUUUUACAGCUGUACAGCCAAUAACCUUGCUUACCUUAAUGGGUUAUUUAUCCACUGUAAAUUUCUUUGCUUUCUUUAAAGUUAGUUUUUCUAAUACUUUGUUAGCAAGUAGCUAUUGUGUUGACUAUGCAUUAGCUAGUGAAGUAAUAACUUCAGUGGUUAACAGUGUGUGUAACAUGAAGAUUGCGCACAAGCUACCUUUUAAAAAGUAAUUUUCAAACAUAUUUUUUCAGAAGAUAUAGCUGUUAUUCACCAUUCAGUUUCAAAUAAACUGACUUUAUGCAAAGCUAGGAAGCAAAAAGAGGUCUUUAAACAAGCUCAGGAAACAAGCUAGAGAUAGACACAACUUCCAGUGUAUUUGUAUUAGACCAAAGUCCAAAGGCAUGGAAAUAAGUGAAAACUUAUUAUUAGUCAAGUAUUUCUAAAUCUUGUUGGUGGUCAGUUUGUGCUAUCUUGAGUGAAUUGUUGUUUUAAUCAGUUUUAUGUCCCAUUGUAUAGCCUCUGAAAUUCUCUUUUCUUUAUGUUGAGACAAAGACAGGUUUAAGAGCAAAACUCACAGUUGUUCUUGCAUGAGUCCUCGUAUUUCUUUUUUCUACACUUGAAAGAAAAUCUAACUUGAUCUUCUCAACUGGACUCCAGUUCUGAAACAUCAACAACCAUGCAGUCAAAACUGCAACCAAAGCUAAAACUGAAACGACCCCCAUGCUAAAGGUAUAUUAACCUUAAAGGAAAUGUGGCACAGAUGACAGGCUUCUUACCAGAUCUUUAAAGCUGUGCCUCAGGGCCCUUAGAUGAGUCAGGUGGAGUGUAGCAGCCGAAGAUAGCAGCCAUCACUCAGUGACCCCUUCAGUGGUGGAUGUAGGCUGAUAAAAGGUCACAGGUCUAGUGGAAAAACUCUCCUAAUUACAAUCCAUGGAAGGUAUGGUGUCAGCCACUCCUGCCAGGAUUCAGUGCCCACAUCUAACAGCAGCACUAAUAACCACAUAUUAUUACUGCACAAUAUUGAACUAUUUUCUGAAGGGCAUUAGCAUUUUUUGACUUUGUGGUUUCAGAUGCUAUUUUGGUUUGUUUGUUUGUGUGUUUUUUUAUGAAAAUGGAGGACCAGCUAAAAAGUUUGUAGUUUUUUUGGGUGCUGAAAUAAAAUUUUGGGGCUUAGAUUAGAUAAUAAAGUCACCAUGAUAGCAUAUUAGCAUGUUUGAAGCUAUUCUUUUUAAACAGACAUACACCUCCCUCAGGCAGAUUCAAUUUCUGUCAAAUCUAAACUUUUAAACUGUUUUAGUUAUUUUCUUCAUUCUUCUCUCCUGGCCGGUUUCAGUGUUUGCUCAUCUUUUGGCUGUUUUAUUUCACAGUUAUGGGGAUUUUUUGACGAUGACACUGUCAUGUGGUGGAUGAAUACAAGCUGCCAGACUAUUUUGGCAAUCUACACCGCUGUCUCGCCCUCACCAGACCACAGAUAGGGAUCAGCAGUCUUUCCUGAGCAAAUGUGGCUACUGGUGUAGCCUUACAGCCUUAUUUUCCUCCAGUCACAUACACAAAAGAUUAGUAAAGCCAUGUCCAAUAUCACAGCCUGUCAGGUCUCUUUCCAAUCAAUAGGCUCGGAUCAGAAACCAAUCUAAACACCGAGAUUACAUCAUUUUAAUAGAGAUUAAAGAAAACAAGUCUGUCUUUAAAAUUCUUAUAUGUACAAAAUCAUUUUAACAGUUAUGUUUUUUUUUUAAUUAUCUGUGUUUUCAAGAAGUUAAACUGAUAAACAAAACGCCUGCAAACCCGAACCAUUUGAUUUAUACUUGUAGCACAAACAUUUCCAUCUGACAGCACAUGUACAGAGUCUUGAUUACUUUUUAAGGGUGUCAUAGCAGCAGGCAGACUACAUCUGAGAGCCAGUGCCCACCCAGCGGCUCUGCAACCGCCUGUCCUCACUGUCUGGCAGGUGAUAGAUCAGACGCGGAGGCUAACACGUGUUCCUCUGAAGAUGGGGAUUUAGCCAAGCACUGGCCUCUUCACGGCCCUCUGAUACACACAGUGGACUCAAGAAACACAUUCAUGUUCAUGCCAAAUGUAUAUAUCUUGUCAAGUGACAUGGAGUCGGACCUUGAGGUGCUGUCACCCUUCACCUUUUUCCCACAUUUGUAAAAACGACAUAAACAAAUCAUAUGCUGCUUUGACACAAAGGGUAUCCUGAAUCGACCCGGCCGUCUCCAGCUGCGCAGAUGUUUUUCGAUUACAACGCAUUUGUGGUCAGCGUGGCUUUCUAAUACACAGUAAUACCCCUUGUGGACACGCCGACUCAGAUUUAUGAAAAGUGUAGCAGGUGGGACGCCAUCCUCAUACACCCCUUCUUCUCCUCCUGCUCCUUAGCCCAUUUUCUUAAGCAACUCCCCCUUCUCUGCAGCCCACCCAGAAUCUGCUCAAUCUAACAAAAGCUGUCCGAUGCCUUUAGCUCUUUGCACACUUGCAGACUUGACCCUUGGAAGUAACACUGAAAACUCUGCUCUUUGUAAAGAGCGGAACAUCGUGUGUGUGUGUGUGUAUAAGGGGGAGAUCUGCAUCUCUCUGAUUUUUCCCAGCUAAAAUAGGGAUUCUUAAUCUUCUAAUCUCCCUUUGGCAGCAUUUGCCAGCCAGCCAAACCUGACACAUUCUCCCAAAAGAGGCGCCUCUGACAGGUGAGGGGCUCAAAAUAGUUAUGGAGAUACAAACACACAUCUAUAGUAACACUUGUUGCACUCUGUGUAACACAUACAGAUAAAAUAUGCAUAGAUUUGUGUAACAGGAUAGUGAAUCAACGUCCAUCUACACUAAAAAGGUAUAUUAUGCUUUUUAUUUGACAAUUUGCGGCUUGGCUCUUUUUGUAAUUCAUUUGUGUUUUUUGAUUUGUUUUCUCUGCCUAUUAUUCCUCUACGAAUGUCAUAUAAUUGACAAUUUUUCUUCAAUUUUGUGUUUCAUUUUCCAGUGUGCAGGCUAUAGUAAAUAGUAGCUAUAGUAGACAUUACUUUUCAGUUAUCUCAUCAGAACCAUGCCCUGAAAUUUAAGGGGUUUCAGAAAAGAAGAUUUCAUUCUUAAUCUUUACAAAAAAGCAGCACAUGGUGUACACUCUAUAAAAAUGAUUAAAGAAUUUUUAGACUCAGUUAGCCACAAAAAAGCCAUAUUAAUAUACAGUUGAUCAGUUUCUAGAACUCUUUGAUAUUGGCACUGUCUAAAAUACUUGUUUAGGCCAUGUUAAGAGUUUUUUUUUUUUUUUGGUAACACUUCAUUUGACGAAAUUCUCUGUAACGCAUUUUAAAUACAUGUAUAAUGAGUCAAAAUCAUGUUAUAGCACUAACACAACAGUUAUAACACAUUAUAAUACCUGACCUUGCAAGUCAUGAUAAAAUGCUCAAUAAUGUGUUAUGAUUAUUGAUUAUCAUUUAUGAGUGUUUAUAUCUAUAGUUAUGCAGUGCGAUAACGUGAUUCUAACACAUUAUUCAAAGAUUUUUAAUGUGUGAUUAAUGUGUGAUAGAGAUAGGUUUCAAAUAAAGUGUUCCCUUUUUUUGUGAAUCUACUACAAAAUACAACAGAAUGUAUAAAAUACAGCAAAUCCAUGUGCAGUUUGUUUUAGACCUCUGUUUUCAUGGAGUGUUAAUGUUAUUUAAAUACCAUUUUUAAAAGAGACAGGAAAAACAGUAUGACACCUAUUUUUUAAAACGAAAAGGGGUCGAAAUAAUAAAAAAAAAAAAGACACCUAAAAAAAUAAAUCAAAUGUCUGACAUACAGUCACCUCCACACAAAUGCAAACAGCCACUUCCAUCAGGAAUGCGCUUAAAGCUGCAUGAGUCAAUAAAGAUAUUGAAUGUGAAAGGGAUGCUGGGGUCAGGUGGCCAGAAAGAUUGCUCCUAUGCAAACAUGCCUCAUCAUCUUCCCACACAUAUGUGAACACACACACACACACACACAAGCACACACACACUAGAGUAAAAAACUGUCAGCUAUACGUCUGCGUCUUAAGUCAUCUCGCCCACGGUCAACAUUAGGUUUUGUGUAUACUUUAUUCUAUAAUCACACUGAGCUCAGAGCAUUUAUCAAACUCUUAUACCAGCUGAUACAUCCACAUUUUGGCUGCCACACUUUAUGAAAGGCAGACAGCCAUAAAAACGUAUUAGGACACUUUAAAGAUGAUCUGUGCACCCGAUUGGCUCUCCCCCUACAGAGUCACAAGCUUUCCUCUGGACCUGAUUGUCCAGCAGCGUGGUGUCCGUUAUGGUUUUGGGUCGGAGGUGUGGAAUGUGCUGCUGAUGAUGACACAAACCCCCCUCCUCUUUCUCCCCCUCGUCUUCCCCGUCCCUCUUUCCCUCCACAGCGCUCCACAAGGGGCCUCGUCCAGCUGUCUUGUUGUGGUCAGAUUCUCAGUACUGUGCUGAAUCACAUGGGGAGGAGAUAAUCCUGUGCUGGCUGGGACCGGCAGGGUUGUCAGGGAGGAGACGAACACCCAAUGCUGAAAGGGAGGGAAAAAGAGACAGAGGGAAAGUGGGGGAAAAAGAUACAGUCAGCCAACAAACAGAAGCCUUUUCUGUCAUAUUCCCUGACUCUCAUAUUCUCAAAGAUCUUCUCACCCCCCUCUCUCUGUCUUGGUGACUUUUCUCUGCUCUGGGUCUCUGCUGUUCGCCGCGCUGUUAAGCUCUAAACUGAAACUGGUUAGCGCUGAGCUCUUAAUUCUUGUCAGCGUCUAUUAAUUAUGGGCCAGUUGGAUGUUCCAGUUCAAACAGCCCCCGCAGACCUUGGAAUUCAAACUCCGGCUGUUUGGUCACUUGUCACUCUUUGCAACCACAUGACCCUGCAGCCCACAGUGAGAGCGCAGUGUCUGUAAUUUUGUGUGUUUCUGAAUGUGUGUGUGUGUGUGUCUAUGGCAGUAGAUGUAGGGACAAAAUAUGCAGCAGUUGUCUUUCACUUAGGCAGACAAACCUGUUGUAUAUGCAUUUAGGAUAUCCACCUGUUUAAUAUGGUUUCCAUUGUUGCAAAGGCCCUCUUUUAAUACAUGUAUCUGUGUUAGGCCUGUAUGCUUCAUUAAGUGUAGAGGAGCGAUUGAAUUGCUUUAAUAUCCAGAGUACACAUCGCCCACAGUUUCCCGCUUCACAAUUUAUAAUUCUGAAUUUACCUUGAACAAGAAUAAUGGUAGGAAUAAGAAGUGAUGCUCCAUCUAUCCCAAACCCAGCUCCUAGCUGCCUAACUGACUAAUUAAGACUGCAUCCACAUGUGUUCAAAGAACAAGAAGUCUAUUUGUGAGCCUUAUUGAUUACUUAAAGGCGUACAAAUGGAAAGCUGUGCUAGUAGAGGGGCUCUCGAUUUAGCUUCAAUCUGCCAGGCAUAAAAUGAUCUCACUGUGUUUGCUGGGAAGAAUGAGCUCCCUCUGGGCACGCUGGGUAAUUAGGUUAGUGGAUAGUCGGUGUCAGGAAAUUGAAAGACCAUCCUAAUCGGAUUCUUUUGUUUCCAGGGGAAUCAAAGGAAUUCAUACGAGUCACAGGGAAAUCUCACACGACUCAAUUCCACUUGACCAUGUAAAAUCUGUUUGCUCUCCCUCGAUGCUCAAACAACUUUUAAUACAAGAGUUUAAAUCCAGCACACAAGGUGCAUUUAAUGGGGCCCUUUCCCGCCCAGAUGGCUUUUAAGAUUAUCCCAGAUAUGUCCGUAUGUAUACUAACAAGAUACUUAGUCGCCUCUAUCUCUAACAGGGACAUAUUGAAAAGUCCUUUCUCCAGUUAAAAGGUCAAAAAAGAAUUAAAAAGGAAUAAAUAAAAGGAACCCAAACAUUAUGUUCUAUGCAUUAAAGGCGACCAACACAGGCAUAAAUGACACAUACAUUAUAACCUCCUGAUUUAUGUCCAAAUCUUUAUAAAACUGAAAAAACAAUAUAGAUUUUUGUAAUUCUAUCGAUAAUAUGAUGGGCCUGUCUUGUAUUCUUAGAGAUACAUAAUGAUCACUUUAAAAAUCAUACGUCAUAGAAAUGAUUGUUUUGUUGGUUAGUGUCUCGUUUUGAGUGUACUUUUAAAGGUGACAAUUGUUUUUUUUUCUUCUGCAAAUCAAACAAAGAAUGCUGUGAAGUCUCCCAAAUGUGUUUGGUUUACUAGACAUCUAUACAUGUGCAUUCUGUUUUCCAGGUGUUCGCUUGGACCGGGUUAGAGGGGGGAGACAGAAAUACAAACGGAGGUUGGACGCGGAGAAUGGCGCCUACCUUGGCCUCUCCAUCCCCCCUCCUGCCAAGAAGCCUUGUGAGUCACAAGAUUUUUUUGAAUUGUUUUUUACGCUUAACCUUACUUGAUUCUAAAUAGUUGGUAUUUACUUCACAAAAUAAAUCAGUGGAAACUUGUGUCAUUAGUCAACCUGCAUUUAGUGAAAAACAGCUUACGUCUUCAUACAUCUCUUGCAUUUUUGUUUGCUAGCAUGAGUCAGCAUGCAUUUUUGUCAUGGUGUCAUGUUGGAAUAACAACCCCCUCUCUCUUAUUUUUCUUUGCGUCUUUUUCUUUAUCCUUUUAGUGACAAAGAUCGUCUCCCAUCUAUUGGUGGUGGAGCCAGAGAAGAUCUAUGCGAUGCCUGACCCCAGCAUGCCUGACGGAGACAUCAAGGCCCUGACCACACUGUGUGACCUGGCUGACCGUGAGCUGGUGGUCAUCAUCGGCUGGGCAAAACAUAUCCCAGGUACAGAGCUAGGACUGCUGAGGAAUGACUGAAUGUUAUUUGAAAACCUUUAGUUUAUUUUUGACAUUGCAAUCAUGUAAAAAUUUAUUAUUACAAUUUAUUAUUCAACGAUAAAUUACUGAUGACAUAAGGAAGAAAAGUGGAGUUAUCUGACCUUUAACACUUUAAAUCUCCUCCUCAUUAAUGAUUUAAAUAUCAUUCAUAAAAGGCAAAUUUGCAGGGGCAAUAAGUAACCCCUGGUUUGUGCUUCACUUUGCUGAAACAGUCACAGUAUGAGAAGUACAUCAGUGACUAUUGCUCAAAAAUACAGACACCCCUCCCACACACACACACACACACACACACACACACACACACACACACACACACAAGAUAAUUAACAUCUGCUACUCAUCUGCUACUCAUCUACACCUAAGGGAGAAGCUAGUUCCAUAUUCUAAAAUCUAAUCAAUAAAGAGCAGCUGAAACCUUUGAUUUGAGGGGGUGGAGUGGGGGAGUCUUGGGUGCAGGGGAGGGGAUCCGCCCCUGUGUCAAUGUAUUCCAUUUCAAUCCCAGACUUAAAGAAACCAAUCCUCUUACUUACUUAAGGAGACUUCACAGCACCCAUUGUAAAAUUGAUUUAUUUUGGGAAUUACUGAUGGAUUUCCUCAUUCCUAGUUGAAAAAUUCUUAAUCAAGACUGAUGUAAAAUUCCCCAGGCCUUCUUCUCUAUACACCUGUUUCAGCUAAAACAGGCAUUGUUUGUUUAGAGAAAGGACAGGCUGGACUCUCAACGCAAAUGAGUCAUUGAUACAGUCUCAAAAUAUGCACCCAUAACAAAUUUGGCAUAUUUAACUCAAUUCAGAACUUCUUACUGCUAUGUAAUACCGUGGGAAUGAAAUACUUGCAGAUAGUUGUAUGAAUUUAUCCCAAAAAAAAAAAAGAAGCAGUCCAUCGCCGUCAUGUAACUAGUUCGCAAGCCUUGUGUUUUGGCAUAGUAUCCACACAUAAUACAGUGGUAUAAGUGUGCAGAUAAUACAGUACAGUGCAACGCCAUACAACACAAUACAAUGUGAUAUAAUGCAGUAAAGUAUGAUACAAUACAUUGAGAUUUAAGGGGACAUGAUAUAAAAUGAUAUGAUACACUGUGGCAUAAUGAAAUAUGACACACUUUAACAAAACACAGUACUAUUCAAUAUGACACAAUCUGAUACUAGCAUACAACACGAAGCAAAGCGACAUGAAAUUUUAACAUACAUCAGGCUCACAUGCUCCACACAUGAAGCUGCCUCCAGGCUGAUGUUUUGCAAUGCAACUGUGCUGGAUUUUGUCAAUUAAAAAACAUUUUAAAAAAUCAAUAAUAUUGCUUUAUAACCAUAGACUGAAUAUAUUACAGACAACUUGGCUCCGCCUUCAGUCAUUAUAUGAAUUUAAAACAGAAUUGCGCUCAGUAUUUCCAGAAUAUUCUCCACUUCCUAGAACCAACUCUUGUGCAGUAGCAUUGUGUGCAUUCGGUGGGACAGCCCUGUGAUGACGCUCGGCUCAAACAGCGUUUGAGCUGCGCAAUCUUCAUACGCCCAUAGGCUGUAUCAAGUGUCAAUCAUCGGAAACAUGAACCCCCUAAUAAUUUUUAGAAAAUAGAGCUGUACAGAAAAAAGAGGACUUGAGCUCAAACCAGUCUUACUGUAACAACAUGUCAACAUCACAAGCAGGAGGGAGAAAAAUUGACGCUUCAUUUUAGCUGCUGUCUCUUUAAGCUCCUCCUUUCUUCUGAUUGGUCGGCUCUGCAGAGGCUUUUUGGAGGCCAGCCAAGGGGCAGAGCUUGAUGUUAUGGGGCUGCCUCCUCUAUAGAGGCCAUGUUAAGCAAUCACGUUGUGCAGCGUUACCCCGUUCCUCUGAGGGUGUCACACCGCUGUGCCGGAAGCACAAAUUAACCAGUUAGAAGAUCUUUAUGUGAUGACCUCAUUAAUUCAACAAUUCCUGUGAUGUUGUGUGACUUUCCAACAAAUCAUUUUGAUUAGUUUACACCACUUUUUUAGGAUUAUUACAAAAUACAAUAACCCAGCUGUUAAAAAUUUGCAUAUUUUUAAUAUGGACACCCAACAUGGCAACUUUACAACUAUGUUUAGGAUAAGGUAAGAUAAGAACUCUAUCGCUGAGGGGAAAUUCAAUAAGGUUUAAUAAAAAGGGUAUAAAUUAAAUUAAAUUAAAUAUAAAAGGUGCACCAUUGACCCAAUAUUUCCCAGGUCAUAAAGAGGCCAAAUUGGUUGAGUACAAUUAAAUCUUCUUUUAAUCUAAGUGUAGCUACAGGGCUGCAGAAAAUGAAUUCAAGAAAUUUCCAUACAGUCAUAUUUUUGCAUUAACAUUUCAUAUGUAUAACUAUUGAUCUUGAAUACUGUGAAGAUCUAAAUCCACACCUGACAGAGUUAUUAAAAGGGCUGAGCAACACUCAGGGGACACUUUACCCCGGGCCACCAGGUCAGAGUGUCACCGAGUAACGAUUAAGACAAAAGGGGUCCCUACAGUUUAACAGUCCACUCUCACCAUUACACUCAUAGCCCAGUGAGUAAAUGGUCUUAACGAUGAGCUAAUAAGAGUCAUUUCUGCAGAUAGCUCCAUUAAUGUAAAACUCCUUCAAUAUCCACAUGUGUAGAGCGGGGGGUAAACAUGCAGCUUUAGUUGGGUGUUCUGUUACAUGUUGACAUUUUAAGUGUUUUAAUAUUUGAGGGGCAACAAAAAUUAUCAUUUUUUAUCUGUUGAGGAACAAUCACAAUAAUUACCCCUGAUUACCUUAUUGGGUAAUUACCUAGGGUGCAAAAAAUAUUAAGAAGCCCCCCCCCCCCCCCCCCCCCCCCACACACACACACACACACACACACACACACACUACCAAAGUGAGUGACAAAUCAAGAAGGUUUUUUGCAGAUAUCUACUCAAUAAUUUUUAUUCCUUUGAUUCCAUAAGUACUUGGGUAUAAGCUAAUACACAGUAUUUCACUAAUACCAGUACAUUGUUUUUUCAUUGAGUAUUGAUACACCAUUUGCUUACAUCACAGGAUUGGUUUUUGUAGUCAUCACCAAAUAUUUUGCCAAAUAUAUAUAUAUAUAUAAUUUUUUUUUUUUUUUUCGGGGUGUGUGUGUGUGUGGGGGGGGGGGGGGGAUUUUUGGGGGGGAUUUUGAUAAAAGAACAGCUCAGUUGUCAGUCAUCAGGAGUCAACUGGUGCAGACACACACACUCACACAUCCCACAACAUGUAGAUAUAUAGUUUAUUUUAGGAAAAGAUAUCUAUUAUCCCCAGGUUUAUAAUACUCACUUAUUUCAGCACUUUGUUUUCUCCCUCUUUCCUCUCUUUUUCUCUGCCACACACUCUAACACACACCCAUAUUGUCUGUCUCCCUCUCAACCAGCAUAUCUUUCACACACUCUCUCACUUCCUUGUCCUCUAGCUCCCCAGGCUCUCCUCCCCCUCCUACUCCUGCAGCUCAUAUAGGGCCCUCUAGUCUCAUUAUUACCUCUGUCUUUUUAUUAGGCCCAUUAGGGCUCUUAGGGGGCCUGUAAUGAUACUAAAUGAAUAGAGAGUGAACUGCUGUCUGUUUUAGACCCAGUUCUCAAUGGCAGCUUCAAGCCUCACUGCAAACCGCUCACUCUCUUCAUUGUGCUGAAGAGGGAUUCCAUUACUGAUCUGAUCUGUACCUGGACUGGACUGUAGCAUUACGAGAGUGCUGAUGUUCCUCAACUAAUAUCUAUCAUCCCAUUAUAAAUAGAAGAUCCUACACAUUAAGAUAAAUGAUGUUAUGGUGAAUCAUAUGGUACAACAGUUGUCUCAAAUGAGUCCCAGAAUGUCCAAAAUUAAAUACAUGUGCAACUAAAACUUCAAAUAUAUACAUCUAUAUAACUAUAUAUCUUUUUACAUUACCAAGAUGGCACCACAACACAGACACAGACACGACACGGUAUUUGCAUACUCUUAUAAGCUCUAGCAUAUUUGUCGUACUUUUGUGUUUUUGUUUGGGUUUCUGCUCUCCUUCCUCGGUAACCUUCACCAGAGAGGAACUCUUAAACAUUGUAAACCUUCUGCUGGACUUUUUUCUGCAGUUUUCAUAGGACACAGAAUGUUUUUCUGAGAUUUUUGUCAGUGGAGCACCUGCGUUCUCUGGAAUUUGCAGAAGAUGAUGUGAGAAGUGAGCCAAAGUGCUCAUGAAGCUGAGGCAGAGGGGUUUCCUCACAGUCUCCUAACCUGGCGAAAUGUCAACUUCCUAGCAAAUAAGAUGGGGGAGCUGCUGCUCAGAUAAAUAAGGACUUUGGCCGUGCAGCCACCCUAUAUUUUCCUAAAACCUGGCUCAAUGAACACAUCCCAGACAGAGCACUACAGCUCUGUCCAGUAUGAACCUGUUGGGAAAGAAGAGGGGAGGCAGAAUCUGCUUCUACCUGAAUAAAGGUUGGUGUACAGAUGUCACAAUGUUGAAGAAAUCAUGCAACCCUCAUUGAGAGGUCGCUUUCCUGAACUGUAAACCAUUUAAUUCACUGUUGGAGUUCUCCCCGUUUUGUUCUGGUUGGUGUUUACAUCCCCCCUCAGGCCUGUGUAACAGAGGAGUGACAGCACCUGCUGACCCCUGAUCAUCAUUCUUGGGGAUUUUAACAGAGCCAACCUCUGCACAUCCAUCACUGUUUGGUUUGGGUCCACCACCAGGCAGGACAAGAACAGACUGCAACAGCCGGGUGACCAGACUUCAAUUUCUGGGGACAGUCCUCAUUUAGGAUGACCUAAACACUCCCCCAACUUCUCUGUUUUACAAUCCCCUCUGGUUAUCUCUGUUGCUUAUUCACAUUUUUCGACCACAUGUUUCCCUUCCAUUCAACUUUCCAUACAUGUGCUUGGGUAAGUAUAUUGUAAGUAUAAUGUUCACGUAUAUUGUCUGCUCUUCUCGGUGGUCACUUGCUGAGCGGCGACGUCUAGUCGAUCCGGACCGAGCACUUCCAGCUUUAGUUAGUCCUGCAGAGUUCUCCUCUCAAACGGGACCUACUUGAUGGACAGCGCAGCGUUCUCCGGUAAAUCACUCAGUAGGGGGUUUGCGGUAGUCAUUCCCACGUACUCUAUCAUUAGCAGCCAAGUGCAGAGUGAGGGGCGGAACGGCUCCGAGUAGAGCACACAUUGUAACUAUGCGUCCAUUUGUGGCCAAUCUGGAUAUGAAUGUGCUUACGUCAUUCAAAUUAGGGAUGCUGGGGUGCCCGUCCCUGGCGCCCCAUAAAGUUUUUUUUAUGUGGCUAGGAUAAGCUAGCUUUUUAAUGCAGAACUGUGAUCUGAGCAUGCGUGAGGGAGCAGAAACCUUGGGCGCUGGCCCGUAGCGCCCCUAACGCUAAUGCACAACUGUGAUCUGAGCAUGCGUGAGACAACAGACGUUCGGAGUCCGCCCCGGCGCUGGGCGGAGAGAUGGCUAACGGACAGAAAUACACAUUUAAUGGAAUGAUUAAUAUAAUAGCGCCAUUUCUUUACUUUGAUAAUAAUUUUCAGGGAGACAGCAGAAAUCUCUUUUGCUCACGCAGCUCAGGCGGGGCUCCGCCUGGAGCGCCCUUAUAUACUGGCCGCCACUGGUGAACAGCCAGCUUCUUUAGCAAUGACCUUCUGGGUCUUACCCUCCUUUGGGACAACUUUUAAGUCCAUAGUCCUUCCCAUGAUUGUGUGACCUACUGAUCCAGACUGACAGACCAUUUAAAGACCCAAGACAUCCUUGCAGGUGUUUUGAACUAACUAUCUACCAUGAGUCUCCAAUAUUAAACUUCUUAACGAUAUUCUAAUUUCUGAGAUACUGAAUUUUGGGUUUUCAUUAGCUGUAAGUUACAAUCAUCAAAAUGAAAAAAAAACCUGAUAUACUUGAAAUGUAUCAGUCUGUGUGUAAUGAAUCUACACUAUAUCAUAUAUGAGUUUCACCUUUUGACCUGAAUUACUGAAAUAAACCAAGUUUUUGAUGUUUAUCUAAUAUAUUGAGAUGCACCUGUGGUAAGUUCACUGUGGGAGCUUAAAAUGUCCCAGAGUCACACUUUAAAUGGAUAUGAUGAUGGGCCAAUUUUUUUUUAUUUUGAUUUUCUUAUGGAUGGCAAUAAGCUGUAUGUAAUAUAGUCUGUCAAUGCUUGUUUCUGUCCACAAAAAUGAUUAGAAUUGAAAGAAAAGCUGUAAGCACAGAUAGUUCUGUGUCUUCAAUUGUCUAUUUUUAUAGCUUAUUAAAGUAAUUUCUUUGGCCCAUAAUCAGAUUUUAGCAGGUAUUAAACGGAAGCAUUUACAACCUCUCUAUCAGCUAUGCAGUUUGCCUCCCAGCCAAUAAACUUUUUACUCUUUUCUCUAAAUCUCCACUUUACUGCUUUUUGCCUUUAUAUGACAAUAGAAGAUAACGGUUCAUUUUAUUCCAGCACAGUGGAAACUUGUAGAGUCUCUUUAUAUUCUCUCUGAUAUCACAGAGAAAGAAAACUGCACCGACAGAGACUUAGACGUUCCCCACUUUGCUCAAUAUUGUGUCAUGUUUGGUCAAACGGCAGUAAAUCAGAAGGUGAAGUAUUGAUAUUUCGUCGGGGGGAAUCACCAUCUGCAGCGACACUUAACUCAGUCACCUCCGGGCAACACACCUGAAGCUCCAAGGUAACCUCCAGGGAGACAGGAAGUCACUCCAUCGCUGCGUAAAUUGAGUGGAAAAAAAGAAACAUGUUGCAGAGAGAAGGGGGAAAGACUGAUGAAGAAAAGGAUGAGACCGCCAGGGAGGGUGACAGAUCUUUCAGGAAAUGUGAGGAAACAGCAGAGACAAUAGCAGAAGAAAUGGAGCUCCAAGUCAAUACAUUUAAACUAUUUUAAUAUUUUCUACUGAACCACUGUGUGGUUGAGUUUCAUAGAAGCCUGAAAUAAGUAUGGUUAAAUGUCAGAGCUUUCUCAUUGACCGUACUUUUGCUUGAUACAAGUUUAGUUUUUCCCAGAUAUUUUUGAUGACACCACUACAGUUUGAGUUACUCAAACCUCCACACUUUUUUUAUGAGAAAAAACAGUAAAUUUAUCAAUACCUGAUGCAGCCCACUGUUUCAACAACCAGUGAACCUGUAGUUACUUCAAUCUCCCUGUUUAACGUGUACCGAUGUCCUCCAUCAGCUGUCUGUUUGUCAGAUCUGAGGCUUGGAUCGAUCCCCCUUUCGCAUUUGGUGGACUGAUUACAAUCUACUAAUCAAUGACACCCCCAGCACUCUUUUCUCUCUCCCUCAUUCUCUCUCUCUUUCUUUCUUUCUCUCUUCCUGAGUCGUUUCUCUAUUUGCUUGAUAAGAAACAUUAGGAGGACCUCUUUUAAGUCAUCCUGCCCAGUUCCCAUCUGUGUAGCCUCAGAUUUAAGUAAGCUGAGUACGGGGUUCACUGCCCUGGUCAAUAUCCCCAAUCACCAUCCCAUUCAGUAUAGAGCACUGAAAGGUAUUGUGGGACUUGAGGUUCUUUCAGAUGUCUGUCUGUUUGAUGUGGUGUGUGUGUGUGUGUGUGUGUGUGUGUGUGUGUGUGUGUGUGUGUGUGUGUGUGUGUGUGUGUGUGUGUGUGUGUGUGUGUGUGUGUGUGUGUGUGUGUGUGUGUUAAAACAUGAAGAACAGAGGUUAUGGGUUGACCUCAAGAUCUUGGAUGAAAUGUUGUUAGCUUGAUUUUAAAGUGGAAACACAAAAACUCAAGACGGUGUUAAGCAUAUCGAUGAAUAUAAUUUGCCUUUUUUUGUUUCUGCUUACUUUUUCUAUAAAAUUCCCACAUAAAUUUAUGGUAAGCCAAUGUGGAAAUGCAGGAAUUAAAAGUUAGGAAAAGUCACAACCAAGUCGCUGAUUCCUUUUCCCAGACCAAAGUGUGAUUGGAGCAAUCUUUGAGCACAUAAUGAAGCUUCUUUAUUUUCUGUUACUCUCAGUUACACUGUGAAUACAUCCAUUAAUAUGACACUGAUGAAAGGCAAAUAUAAGGAAUGAACACAGUGCUGGACUCUGCUCCUUGUGUACUUAAGAAAUGCUAACUUUUCUGUAGGUAAUGGUGGGCAGCGUGCCUCGGUCUACUCACUAACUCUUUCUCAUAUUUGUACUCUCUGGUGUAUUUCACUGGAUUGUUAGAUAACUAACACUCAUUUAGGAUAUUGGGGAGUCUAAAUUAGUUUGCACAAACCUGGUAGAAAGUUGGACUUUAUGUUGCCAGUUGAGCGGCCAAUCGUGGGUCUGUUUAUUUCACAAUGAUGAUGUGCAAAUAUGUGUGGUGCUCUCCACAAGUGCAGAGAGGGCAUUCCUUUCUGCGGCGUAGUGAUACUUGCACACGUGCUAUCGAAUAUGCAGAGGGGUGAAGCGAUUUUUGUCACGUUGACCAAUAGGAGCCGAGUCUCUUUGCCAUAGUAUCAGAAAUACAUAAACAUCUCGACGAGCAGAAAAGAAAAGGAAAAAAAGAAAACAGCCUUCAAAAGUGCAUAAAAAAGGAACUAAACAAUGCUAUAUGCAUCUAUCAUCUGUCCAGAGUGAAGACGUUCACGACUUUACAAGGACACGUUGGGAAACUUACAGAACUUGUAUUAGAAAGUGGCCCUCUCUACAGGGUGAGACAAAGGACCUUGCAGAAACUUAUAAACAUUGCGUUGAUAUCGACUUUGACAAUGUUCCUGAUGAUGCUGGGUUUCACAUGACAUGCUACCAGCGAUUUAUUUGCAAAAGGCGUUUGAGAAACAAGAACGUGAUGCAGCCGCGGGUCAGUCAAACCCCUCAGCCAGCAUCGCCGAUGCAUCCACGUCCACGGCAUCUCAAACUCUGCAUAAGAAACUUCGCUCGAGGUCAUAGGCUGUAUUUGGACAAAGGAAAAAGUGCCUAGAAAGUGAAUUCCGUUCAACUACGCUGGUGCCACUUGUUCAAUGCAUUUUUGCAUAGACAAUACCAUUCUGGACUUUGGGUUAAAAUAUCUACUCAGACUAUCUGUCAGGCUUUUGUCACCAGCCAGAAAUGUACAUAUAUGUGAGUAACCCAAAAAACAAUUAUAUGGUGCUGCUGUUUUUGCUUGUAGAAACUGCUAUGUUGAUUCUGGCAAGACAAAAUCUUGCCACUGAAGAGGAACGAACCAACACGAUCUCACUCAGCCAAUACAGCCUAAUACCUAAAAAGGGGCUUUCAAAAAGCAAUAAUGUUGGUAAUGACCGACAGUCUCCUAACAAAGGAGUGUAAAUCUUAUCACCAGCUCUAAUGUUAAAACUACACUGAGUCCACAAGACAAAUACAAAGUUCUUUACUCCUCAACGUUGCCUGCUUUUUGACUUCUUUUCUUCAAUCCCACUUCAUAACAUCUUGAUGGACCAAAAAAAUGGUGGCUGACAGCUUCUCUCUCUUUGCUGCAGGACAGAGAGAUUCGGAAGAUCUUACGUACCCACAGCCAUCAGACUUCUUAGUUCUUCUAUAAAUAGAGAUCCCUGCAAAUUAUCAUGAAUAAAUUGUUACCUUUAAAGUAAUUAAAAUCAAAGUACAGAAUAAGCUGAUGGCAUCUAGUGGGGGGGAUCAGUAUUUCCUUAACAAUUUUAUGCAUUACAAAAUUUCCCUUAAAUUUUCUGUUUUUUAAAAAUACAAAAAUGCAAUUUACUCUACAAAAUAAACUUAAGUAGUUCUAAUUAUACAGUCUGUUUUUGUUAUGAAUGCUCCUCCAAGAGUCAUGUCAGUUUUGAGUUUUUAAAAGGAAGUUAUCAUGGAAACUUGCCAAGUAUAUGAAAGAAGGGCUCUUUGUUAGUUUGUAUAUAACUGAAAAAAAACCAACUUCUUUUUAUUUUAAUUUAGUCUUAAAAUAGCCAAGAACAUGAGGAGGUUAGGUGUAAGAAUUUAUCUGCCCUCACCAAGGCCAAUAAGUUUAUGGACUGGAUUGCUUUAGUGGUGACUUACUCUGCUUGUUAAAGCAGUCCUGUCUCAUGUUUCAAAGGCUCCACAUUUGACUGAUUUAUAUGCUUCUAUAAGCUGCCACACAGCCAUCGGCCUCUGUUUCAUGUUGGACUUCUGUGGGGAUUAAACAGCAUUGUACAAACAGCCCAUAAAAUAUACAGUGGACUUCAGACAGUCAAUUACAGUAUAAAAAGGUUCAAUCGUAUUGCCAUGAUUUUUUAAGGAGUUAUAAAGUUAGAUGAAGAUGUAAAACGUAGUAAGCAAAAGGCGUGGAGAAGAAAUUACGACAAAAAACCUGACAAAUGUUCUUUAUUAUUCUGCAGGCUUUUCCACCCUCUCACUGGCAGACCAGAUGAGUCUACUACAGAGUGCCUGGAUGGAGAUCCUGGUGCUUAGCAUCGUAUUUCGCUCGCUGCCCUGCGAGGAUGAGAUCGUGUACGCAGAGGAUUACGUGGUGGAUGAGGACCAGGCAAGGAUAUCAGGUCUGUUAGAUCUGCAUGUGGCCAUCCUGCCUCUGGUGAGACGCUACAAGAAGCUGCGCAUGGAGAAGGAGGAGUUUGUCACGCUGAAGGCCAUCGCCCUCGCCAACUCAGGUACAGAUAACCUUUGCAUCAUCCUGAAGGUUAAGUGUAGAUUCAUGCUGUGAAGAAAAAAGAAUGAAUACAGGAAUCUUAACUGAAAAGUGUAGCAGAGGGAAUAGGAAAUCAGCCAAAUAUUCUUUGAGGACUUUCAAGAUAUGUUUGGCCCGAUAUCAGAUUUUCAACUGCUAUUUUGGACAAUAUUGAUAUUAUCAUAAUAUUUACAGAAAUCGUAGAGAAACAAAUCUGUCAAAUUAAGUAAAUGCACGACAAGAGUGAAGCACGUGUUACUUUGUAUAACCUACAAAUAAAUGCAAUCCAAAAUCAUGUCAUGUUCAAUGUGAUGAUGAUGAUUGUAAUUUAAGUUAUGAUUAAAUUCUGUCACCAGCUCCAUAACUUUUAAUGAAAGGGCGGUAUCAUCCAUUUUUAUCACACUCUAUAUUUCCUUUCUGAUACCUCUUUAGUAAUUUAACAUGAUUUUCAAUUUAAAAAAGCUCAAAUUUAUCACAGUGGUGUAUUAACAGUAUUUACAGUACUGUGGUUGUCACCUCACACAUUGUUGGAGGCAGGCCGUUCUGUUUUGCCGGACGCUCAGAUGAAUCAGUAAGGAAUUUCUAUAUUUCUUAUGUCAAAAUUUUAGUAAAUCUCGCAUAUAGACUAUAAUCCCGCAUUCGGCUGAGAUUUAAGCAGUUUACAUCUAUUUUUCAGGAUUAUUAAGACGUUUAUGUUUAUCCCGUGCUUUUAAACUUCACAUACAUGGAGAGUUGGUGAGAGCAGAGUGAUCGUAGAUGAAAAAUUAAGUUUUGAAGCCUUAGAGUUGCACCUAUCGUUUUGGGGAAGCCAGCAACUGCAUAAAAGGCAAGGGAGCUUUAUUUUAUGUUUUAAGUUUUAUUAUCUGCUCAUUGUAAACUUUAGUCAUUUGGUGCUUUUAGUAUUUAUUUUCCUUUCAGAACACAUAACUGUGUUCAUGAGUAUGCCAGGAAGCUACAUCUUUAUGUCCAAUCUUAAAAAACACCAAGAUAGUUUCAAUUAGAGCAUACAAAGAUGAAGCAAAAAUUGUCACGUGUGUGUCCAUAUCUGGUAGGUCAAUCACUUCCAUGUUGAAGGAUACCUGAUAAGACAGGACAGAAAGGUCACAGACAGGGUUGUUUAAUUUAAAGCUCCAUGUGUGAGAGAGAGUGUGUGUGUGUGUGUAUCCUUAUUUUAAUUUGUGUGCAGAUAUAUACGUGUGUGUGUGUGUGUGUGUGUGUGUGUGUGUGUGUGUGUGUGUGUGACUGUCACAUUGCGCUCUCAUUCUCUCCAUCUCCAUAACAGUAGCUGCCAGUGCGCCGCUGCCGAGGGAGAUAUAUUUAGCAUUUCAUUAGGAAAACAGGAGCUGUCAAUAAAAUGUGUUAAGUGGAGUGGAAUGAGCGUCGGGGAGCGACGGGCCUCGUUUGUUCCAAUGUGAAGAUGCUGCACCCGUAUCGACAGUUUGCUUUUCAUGAGGCCUGGCCUGUCCCCCUUGCUAAUCAAUGCCUGUUAGGAGUCUUUUCUCCUGCCUGCCUGAAAAAUGAAAAAUGCUGAGCCCAGAGCUUUAGUCUUCUGAUGACAAACUCUCUGUGGGUGGGAAGGAGAGAGGAGGGAAGGAUAAACAGGAGAAGACAGGAGAGGAAGAAAAACGAGGGGGGAGGGGGGGAGUUGAUGGAAAGAGAGGGUUGUAAAGGUAAAGGAGAAGUGUGAGAGAGGAAGGCCGGGGUGGAGAGGGAGGCUCAGGGAGGGCGAGAGGGUAGCUUCUGCUCGUUUGAACACGGUUUCGGAGAGCUCUGGCUCCUGGGGUCCUGUGGGUGUGACAGCUGUGGAAAUUCAUGGCCAUUGAUUUUGUAAUUAGCGGAGUAUCGACGGGAUUGACGCCAGGCUGCUGACGGAUUACAUGGAAAUUGUUUCUUCAAAGUUAGUUUCGCAUUCCGCCCCUAACCUCCACACGCACACACACACACACACACACACACGACAACACUCUCCCUAUGCUUUCCACACACUGACACACAUUUCAAAAUAUAUUUCCUCUCCCCUCCUCUCCCUGCUUCACACACAUACACACACAGACUUGUUCUCUCAGCCAAACGAGGAUCAGAUCAGUAUUAACAUGAACGUUUCAAAUGAAGAGUGCUGGAACACAUGUGCGGUCCACAUAGCCUAGUUAAUUUCCCAAGAUAGAAACGCAAUUUACACAGAAGGCGACUGGUAAAAGAGACUUAAUCAGUCAGUUAGGAACAUAAUUAGCCUUGUACUUUCCCUUUUUUCUGCCUCAUUUACAUGUUUGUACAUGGUCUUACUUCACUCCCCAACUUUCCCACACCAAGCACAGCUGAUCUAAUUCUCUCACUGGCUUCAAUAAUCAACCAUGAGUGGUUAUGCUUUAGUAAAUUAGGGUGUUUAAGAUAUCCAGUCUGUAUUUGUAAUGCACAAUUGUAUCAAUCCCUUAAAAAAGGGAUGGAUGUGAUGCAUCCACAGAUUUAUCCGGACACCGUCCAUCCUAACAGAGAUACUGUCUGAAACCAAACCACUGCUCGUCCAUUCAGACUCUCUCUGUCAGCUCGUCCUUUAGAGGACAAGCCUGCUUUUUUUACCCUGACUUGUAGAUUUACACAUAGAGAGCAGUUUUUAAUAAGUCUCUACUGGUUUUAUUUUAGAGCCUAUACAUAAGGGGGCCAACUGCUCUUUCUUAUGGAAAUGAAGGCCAUCUGCUGCCAUCAUUCAGCUGAACGAUAUCCUAGUAAUGCAGCCAUCUGAAUUCAUUAGCAGAGGGGGAUGUAUGUGGUCCAUGAUACCAAAAGAAAUGAAUCUCUUCCCUGUCCCACCAUGUAUUUAUACAGACCUGCAGUACCUCUCCCUCUUCUUCUUUUUCCCUAGAGUCCAGGCCGUGCGAAGGCAUUUAUUUAAGGAGCAUCAUUAACCACUAACAAGAGAAAACCUCUCUGCAAAAUUGCAGGUUUGCAAAGAGAGGCUGCUGAAUCUAAAGCUUUGGAACACCAAGUUGUUGCUCCAGAUGUAUUUUAUUUUUUUCUGCAGAUGAAUAGGGAACCUCUGAUUCUCAUGUAAUAUUUUGCUUUAGAAAUGUAAUCGUCCUGUGCUUCUUCCUGCAGACUCCAUGCACAUAGAGAAUAUCGAGGCAGUCCAAAGGCUCCAGGACUCUCUCCAUGAGGCCCUGCAGGACUUUGAGGGCUCCCAGCACCCGGAGGACCCUCGACGGGCGGGGAAGCUGCUAAUGACCCUCCCUCUUCUCCGUCAAACCGCAACCAAGGCUGUGCAGCACUUCUACAGCAUUAAAAUGCAGGGCAAAGUCCCCAUGCACAAACUAUUCCUUGAGAUGCUGGAAGCCAAGGCUUGACACAUGGGCCUCCAGGUGUUUGACAGACAGCUGCUACAGCCAAUGGGAGGCAAGGGACAGUUUAUUAAAAAAAUAAAGGCAGUGUGCCAAUUGAAGACUUAGACAAUAGCGAAGAUGUCUGAGUCAUUUGAACUCUUUUAAAUGAUGAUAAGUUUAAAAGAAAAAGAGACUUGAAAUGAUUUUAAAAAGGGUGAAUAUCAACCUGAUGAAACGGGA